UUUGUAUCUUUUUGCUUGUUCAGGUGAAAUGUAUAGAUCUCGAAUCGAAGUUAGGCCAUUCUUUUGAAAAUGUAAUCCUAAAUAAUGAUUCUAAAAUGGGAAUUAAGUCGCAUCGGCAGAGCUGGUUCAUCUGGAUUCUGUAUGCUACUAUUACCAGUAUGCUAGUCUUAAUAACGCUCGCACCACCAGUGUUGUCUUUCAACACAAUGAAAAAAUCAACUACAAUACGGGAUGAAAACGAAGCAUCUGGUCUGGUUACUCGCUUUGAGGAAUAUGUGGAACCUUGCGGUGGGGUUCUAUUUGCCAACAUAAAUGCGUCUUCGAUCCCAGUACCUAUGCUCGAUGAAGGUGAAACUGUUGAAUGCGCGUGGACAAUUCGAUCUCCACACCCAAGCUUGAUCAUCGGUCUUGCGGCAACACAGGUUGUGGUGAACUACUACAGCCCGAACAACCUUGAGAUAGAUAUAUAUGAUGGAGGGUUACCAGACCCAAAUCGAAAGCUUGCUCACUGGCAUGGCGUCCAUGAUUUUAACAAGAUACUUUCUCCUAUUACAACAACUGGUGACACAAUGUUUAUAAACUACACUUCAACCGGUGAUGUAGAACCUAUGAUGGAGUUAGUAUUUUUAUAUUAUAUAUGUGGAGGUACCAUACAGAACGAUAUGGUGAUACAGAGUCCAGUGUUCAAUGCGCGAAGCGUUUAUGAGAUGCCAGAUUUUCUGCAAUGCUUUUGGCUUUUAGAAACACCCGAUACAGCUUUUUAUGGAUACUUAAACAUUCAGAAUGUCAAACUACCAUUGGUAUGUGAUGUGUUAUCACUGGUUGCACUGAACGGUACUUUAGCUGUCGAUAUAGGAUCAAUGGACAACGAUGCGACGACGAAUACAAGUACAGACGGUGCUAUAUUGUUUACAUCCGAAGACAAUGUUUUAAAAAAAUCAUCGACUAGUUUAAAAUCCAACGAAAAAAACAAAACUAGCGCAGGGCCAAAUAGUAUUCAAAUUUGCGACUCACGCGUAAAAGCAAUCGCUUUUAGUGGCCGCUGGGCGGCGCUCACGUACAGCAUACAACACCCGAAACCCGGGGAAGGGUUUAGUAUUGCUUACUUACAAGUUCGACGUAUGAGGUUACCAAGAAAAAAACACACUGUACCGUGGUACCUUAACUAUGCCCCAGUUGUUAUUUAUCUCCCCCUAGGUAUUUUAUUUGGAAUGGCGAUUAUAAUCGCACAAAGACGAAGACAAGUCAAUGUGCCAAGUCCAAGACGUUGCUACCCAAGAGGCCAAAGGUCUGAAGAUGUUACGGACAUCGAAAUGAGUCGCGUGCACUCAAAAGGACAGCAAGCUCCAAAAAAAUCAAGUUUAAGAAAAGGGAAAAUUGUUCGAGAAUCGGAUAAUAAUGCAAAACUAGAGUGCAAGGAAAGCGAAGUCGAAGCAGAAUCAUUAUCUUUUUUAACAAAAAUGUCGAAAUCAAAAAAGAAGAAUAAAAAGGUUACGUUUCACUAGCGAAUUCUAAGCCAAAAUAAAUACUGUCUUAGUUAUUGCAAUAUCAAAUUUUUUUAAAAGCGUUUUAUCUUUUUGUUUUAAAUAAAAUGCUCCUGUGAA
This is a messenger RNA of Ciona intestinalis (vase tunicate), 1604 nucleotides long. NCBI's taxonomy places the organism in Eukaryota, Metazoa, Chordata, Ascidiacea, Phlebobranchia, Cionidae. The record is from RefSeq and is a predicted model, not a curated record.